AUGACAUCUGCACCUGAGCUGGUGACAGGCACAGCCGAGCCAGGACAGAAUGGCAAGUUCACACUGGAGAUCGCUGAUAUUGUGGUUGUGGUGGUCUACUUUAUAUUUGUGCUGGCAGUGGGAAUAUGGUCAUCUAUCAGAGCCAACAGGGGAACCAUUGGAGGAUACUUCUUAGCAGGCAGAUCCAUGACAUGGUGGCCAAUUGGCGCUUCUUUGAUGUCCAGUAAUGUUGGCAGUGGCUUGUUCAUUGGAUUAGCAGGCACUGGGGCAGCAGGGGGAAUCGCUGUCGGGGGAUUUGAGUGGAAUGCAGCAUGGGUCCUCAUUGCUUUGGGCUGGAUCUUUGUGCCGGUAUACAUUUCUGCUGGAGUCGUCACCAUGCCUGAAUAUCUCAGGAAGAGGUUUGGAGGCCAGCGCAUUCGGAUCUACAUGAGCGUUCUGUCUCUCAUUCUCUACAUCUUCACCAAGAUAUCAACAGACAUUUUCUCUGGAGCGCUGUUCAUUCAGGUGUCACUGGGGUGGGACCUGUACCUCUCCACUGUAGUGCUGCUUGCAGUCACAGCACUCUAUACUAUUGCUGGUGGAUUGACAGCAGUGAUUUACACUGAUGCACUUCAGACUGUCAUCAUGGUAGUUGGAGCAUUUGUUCUCAUGUUCAUUGCGUUUAAUAAAGUGGGCUGGUACGAGGGUUUGCUGGAGCAGUAUGGGAAAGCUAUACCUGCUGUCACUGUUCCUAACACCACAUGUCACCUCCCUCGCCCUGACGCCUUCCACAUCUUCCGGGACCCGGUUAGUGGUGAUCUGCCAUGGCCUGGUCUGAUCUUCGGGCUCACUGUGCUGGCUACAUGGGUGUGGUGCACUGACCAGGUGAUAGUGCAGAGGUCCCUCUCUGCCAAAAACCUGUCACAUGCUAAAGGAGGCUCAGUGCUGGGUGGCUACCUGAAGAUCCUCCCCAUGUUCUUCAUCGUCAUGCCAGGAAUGAUCAGUAGAGCACUCUACCCAGAUGAAGUGGGAUGUGUGGAUCCUGAUGAGUGCUUUAAGAUAUGUGGAGCUACAGUGGGCUGUUCUAACAUUGCCUAUCCUAAACUCGUGGUGGAGUUAAUGCCAGUAGGUAUGCGAGGCCUGAUGAUUGCAGUGAUGAUGGCUGCUCUCAUGUCCUCCCUUACUUCUAUAUUUAACAGCAGCAGCACCCUCUUCACUAUGGACAUUUGGCUGCGCAUGAGACGGCAGGCAUCUGAGAGGGAGCUCAUGGUUGUGGGCAGGGUAUUCAUUUUAUUCUUGGUGGUCCUGAGCAUCUUAUGGAUUCCAAUUAUUCAGUCAGCCAACAGUGGGCAGCUUUUUGACUACAUUCAGUCUAUAACCAGUUACUUGGCCCCUCCAAUCACUGCUGUCUUUCUGAUGGCCAUCUUCUGGAGCCGCGUGAAUGAACAAGGAGCGUUCUGGGGGCUGAUGGUGGGUUUGGCGGUUGGCUUUGUUCGCAUGGUGAUGGAGUUUGCCUAUGGUACUCCUUCCUGUGGACAGAAGGACCUGAGACCCCCCAUACUGAAAGACGUGCACUACCUGUACUUUGCUCUUAUACUGCUCGCGCUGACAGUGCUGGUCAUUACUGCAGUCAGCCUCUGCACUUCUCCUAUUCCAGAGCAACAUCUUAUCCGUCUAACCUGGUGGACAAGACACAGUAAGGCAGAGCGUGUAGACCUGGAAGACCUGUGGGCAACUUCACGCACAUCAGCACGGUCUCAUCCUGCUUCUGACCCGGAGCCAAAGAUGGAAAGGCCUACGUGGUGGAAACAAGUGGGAAUGUGGUUGUGUGGACUGUCUGAAGCUCCCAAACCAGAGCUAAGCAGAGAGGAACAGCUGGCUUUGGAGAAAAAGCUGACUAGCAUUGUAGAGGAACCAAUCUGGAGAAAUGUUUGCAAUAUCAAUGCCAUCAUUCUACUUGCUGCCAAUGUAUUUCUUUGGGGCUACUUUGCUUAA
Neoarius graeffei (lesser salmon catfish) is the source of this 1974-nucleotide messenger RNA. RefSeq names its product solute carrier family 5 member 9 (gene slc5a9). Gene Ontology annotation, biological process: transmembrane transport. Gene Ontology annotation, cellular component: plasma membrane. The transcript has 13 exons. The coding region runs from base 1 to 1974 and encodes 657 amino acids. The record is from RefSeq and is a predicted model, not a curated record. Gene Ontology annotation, molecular function: D-glucose:sodium symporter activity. Lineage: Eukaryota; Metazoa; Chordata; Actinopteri; Siluriformes; Ariidae.